Sapajus apella (tufted capuchin) is the source of this 5475-nucleotide messenger RNA. It is a transcript of the gene DSC1, whose product is annotated as desmocollin 1. Bases 305 to 2827 code for a protein of 840 amino acids. Gene Ontology annotation, molecular function: calcium ion binding. The record is from RefSeq and is a predicted model, not a curated record. NCBI's taxonomy places the organism in Eukaryota, Metazoa, Chordata, Mammalia, Primates, Cebidae. Gene Ontology annotation, cellular component: desmosome; plasma membrane. The transcript is spliced from 17 exons. Gene Ontology annotation, biological process: homophilic cell-cell adhesion.
GAGCUACUGACUGGGUUUUGGGGUGUUUUGUACCCCACCCUUCUCACUUGUGGGAAAACCUCUUUGCAUUUAGAGUUAAUUGAACUGCAAGGAAGGAGACUGGCCAGGGAAUAGGGGGAAAGCAAUUCUGUUGCUCCUCCUCCUGUUUGUCACUUACCUCCUGACUCUCUUCCAAACCAAGCUCAGCUGCAUCAAGGUGGCGGCAGAAUAUCCUGCCCAAGUGCCAGUGCCUGCUUAGCUGCCCUGUGCAUCCCAGGCUGCCUUGUUAUCUGGCCAUUGUCCCUGGCCAUUGGGACUGCUUCUGAUGGCUGUGGCCUCCGCUGCCCCAGGGAGCAUCUUCUGUAAGCAGCUCCUUUUCUCUCUCCUGGUUUUAAUAUUACUUUGCGAUGCUUGUCAGAAAAUUUCUCUUCGAGUUCCUUCUCAUCUUCAGGCUGAAACACUUGUAGGCAAAGUGAAUCUGGAGGAGUGUCUCAAGUCGGCCAGCCUAAUCCUGUCCAGUGAUCCUAACUUCAGAGUUCUAGAAGAUGGCUCCAUUUACACAACACAUGACCUCAUUUUGUCUUCUGAAAGGAAAAGUUUUUCCAUUUUCCUUUCAGACCGUCAGAGACAGGAACAAAAAACAAUAGAAGUUGUACUGUCCGCAAGAGAAAACAAGGCUGCUAAGAAGAGACAUGCCAAAGACACAGCCCUCAAGCGCAGCAAGAGACGAUGGGGUCCUAUUCCGUGUUCAUUGAUGGAGAACUCAUUGGGUCCAUUUCCACAACACAUUCAGCAGAUUCAAUCUGACACUGCACAGAAUUACACCAUCUUUUAUUCCAUAAGUGGACCAGGCGUGGACAAAGAACCCUACAACUUGUUUUACAUAGAGAGAGACACUGGGGAUAUCUUUUGUACAAGAAGCAUUGACCGUGAGCAAUAUCAACAGUUUGCGUUAUAUGGCUAUGCAACAACUGCAGAUGGCUAUGCACCAGAAUAUCCACUCCCCUUGAUCAUCAAAAUUGAAGAUGAUAAUGAUAAUGCCCCAUAUUUUGAAAACAAACUGACCAUCUUUACUGUACCUGAAAAUUGCCGAACCGGAACUUCAGUGGGAAAAGUGACCGCCAUUGACCUUGACGAACCUGAUACUCUCCAUACCCGUCUGAAAUAUAAAAUCUUACAACAAAUUCCAGAUCAUCCAAAGCAUUUCUCCAUACACCCAGACACCGGUGUCAUCACCACAACUACACCUUUACUGGAUAGAGAAAAAUGUGAUACUUACCAGUUAAUAAUGGAAGUGCGAGACAUGGGUGGUCAACCUUUCGGUUUAUUUAAUACAGGAACAAUUACUAUUUCACUUGAGGAUGAGAAUGACAAUUCACCAUCUUUCACAGAAACUUCUUAUGUUACAGAAGUAGAAGAAAACAGAAUUGACGUCGAGAUUUUACGAAUGAAGGUACAGGAUCAGGAUUUGCCAAACACUCCUCACUCAAGAGCUGUAUACACAAUCCUACAAGGAAAUGAAAAUGGAAACUUCAAAAUUAGCACAGAUCCAAAUACAAAUGAAGCAGUGUUGUGUGUUGUCAAGCCAUUGAACUAUGAAGUCAGUCGGCAAGUCAUUUUGCAAGUUGGUGUAGUUAACGAAGCACAAUUCUCUAAAGCAGCAAACUCACAAACUCCUACAAUGUGCACUACAACUGUCACCGUCAAAAUUAAAGACAGGGAUGAGGGCCCGGAAUGCCACCCACCAGUGAAAGUUAUCCAGAGUGAAGAUGGCUUCCCAGCUGGCCAAGAACUCCUUGGAUACAAGGCAUUAGACCCAGAAACACGCAGUGGUGAAGGCUUAAGGUACAGGAAGUUAGGGGAUGAAGAUAACUGGUUUGAAAUUAAUGAACACACUGGCGACUUGAGAACUGUUAAAGUACUUGACAGAGAAUCCAAAUUUGUAAAAAACAACCAAUAUAAUAUUUCAGUUGUUGCAGUGGAUGCAGUUGGCCGAUCUUGCACUGGAACAUUAGUAGUUUCUUUGACUGAUAAAAAUGAUCAUCCACCACAAAUUAAUAAAGACGUGACCAUUUGUCAGAAUAAUAAGGAUUUUGCUGUUCUGGAACCUGUAGAUCCAGAUGGGCCUGAAAAUGGACCACCUUUUCAAUUCCUUCUGGAUGAUUCUGCCAGCAAAAACUGGGUUAUAGAAGAAAAGGAUGGUAAAACUGCCAUUCUUCGUCAACGACAAAAUCUAGCUUAUAACAAUUAUUUUGUGCCUAUCAAGAUAAAAGACAGACAUGGUUUAGUUGCAACACAUGAGUUAUCAGUGAGAGUAUGUGACUGUUCAGUUUCAUCUGAGUGUAACCUGCCUGCUAAAAAUCUAAGAGACGUUAGACCAAAUGUAAUACUUGGAAGAUGGGCUAUUCUUGCUAUGGUGUUGGGUUCUGUAUUGUUAUUAUGUAUUCUGUUUACAUGUUUCUGUGUCACUGCUAAGAAAACAGUCAAGAAAUGUUUUCCAGAAGACAUAGCCCAGCAAAAUUUAAUUGUAUCAAAUACUGAAGGACCUGGAGAAGAAGUAACGGAAGCAAAUAUUAGACUCCCCAUGCAGACCUCCAACAUUUGUGACACAAGCAUGUCUGUUGGUACUGUUGGUGGCCAGGGAAUCAAAACACAGCAAAGUUUUGAGAUGGUCAAAGGAGGUUACACUUUGGAUUCCAACAAAGGAGGUGGACAUCAGACUUUGGAGUCUGUCAAGGGAGUGGGGCAGGGAGAUACCGGCAGAUACACGUACACGGACUGGCAGAGUUUCACCCAGCCUCGACUUGGUGAAGAAUCCAUUAGAGGACACACUCUGAUUAAAAAUUAAACAGUAAAAGAAGGUGUAUUUGUGUGGACAAGACGAGGAGCAUAAACAUUGUGAAGACUACGUUCGUUCGUAUAACUAUGAAGGCAAAGGUUCUCUGGCCGGCUCAGUAGGCUGCUGCAGCGAUCGUCAGGAAGAAGAGGGACUGGAGUUUCUAGAUCACCUGGAACCCAAAUUUAGGACAUUAGCAAAGACAUGUGUCAAGAAAUAAAUGUGCCUUUUAGUAGCAUAACAUCCACAGCUGAAUAAGUAGGAGUUUAUUGCAUGCAGAAUGAUAGCAGCAUCUGCUAAUGUUUUUGUUUAUGGAGGUAAACUUCAUCGUGUAUAGGUAAGGGUACUAUAAAUAUGAGACUUCCCUAAAUUCUCCUUGUCUGGUAUAACGUCUAUGUUCUCUAGAAAUCAAGGUUGUGUUUGCUAAUUUUCUUUUAUAUGCAUGUGUAUAUUGCCCCUUUCAGGACUGUAUUGUACACUUUCUUGCACCCUGUAUUUGAAAACUGAUGUUACUUUUUGUGCUAUGGAAGAGCAUUUGGGAGAGCUGGGUGCUGCAGAGGCCAGUGAAAGAUGAAUUUGCAUUGUAGAUGUAUGAAUUAAAUAUUUUCUUCAAAAUAUUGGGAAGAAUUAUGUUCUUAGAAAAUAUUUCCUUUGGUGUCAGAUAACUGCAUUCUCUCCACUUGCGUAGUUUGAAAAGGGCUUUUAAGUAUUCUUCAGCGCGGUCGUCAGUUUGGUGAAUAAGCUCAUUUCUCUUUUACACUAUGGUACUCCUCAGAGCAGUGCUCCCAGCAUUGUUUCCUUUCAGGAUCCUUCAGAGCUCAGUCCUUGGACCUCUGCCCAUGUGGAUUCGUUAUGAGGUUCCUCCAACUUCUAGGAUUAUUGGAAAGAUAAGGACCAGAACAAGCUCACAGCAAACGUGAGGGGCAGAGAUUUUACAAAGAUUGCAUGAGAAGAUUUCCAUGAAAGAAUUGCAACCCUGAGGUCCAUGGGUUAGGCUCACAGAUAUAUUUCGUUUGCUCAGUAUGGUUUACUAGUAACAUUUAAAACAUAUAAAUAUCUUGGCAAAAGCAUUCACUCUUGAAUUUGAAAUAGGCCCGCCAUAUCUGUGGCUGUCACCUGCCAUUUCCAAGCAUCUGGAAAGCUAGCCCUGACGGCAUUAGGCUGCAACUCGGAUAUACUGAGAGUAACACCUUGAAUAUGCACAAAGUUGAAUUACCAUCUGUAUUAAAACUUAAGACUCAGUCUAAAUUUAUAGAUACUUUAAGAAAAUAGUCAGAAAUAGGGACUAGAAUGUAUAUGUUACAAAAUUGAAAUCUAUUACAGCAACACUUACCAAAGAUUUGUGGAAUGCUGAAUAAAUGAAUACACACAUUCAUAAAUCAUUUUGAAGGUAUAACAUUUUAAUAGGAUAGCAUAUUUUAUUAAUCUAAAAAGAAACUUUAUAUUUAUAUAGUAUUUUCGUAGUUAUUUGUGGCAAGCUCUAUAAAUCUAUAAACAAUAAGAGUAUGGAAAUUUCUCAUCCAAAAAAAAAAAAAAAAAAAACCACAACAUCUAUUAACUAGUUAACUAUUUUUAAAAAUGAGUGGCUUAAAAAAAAAUGUUGUGACUAGUCUUCUUAUUCUCAGUUCCAAAUUAAAGGCACUUCUUGAUGUGAAAUUGAAUAUGAGAUCAGAAGAAAGAAGUAAUUUUAAUAAGUCAGAUUUUACUUUAUAAGGUGUCCAAAAUAUGUAAUUUUUAUAGCCAUUAUAAAAUAUUUCUGCGGUCAUGCAAUUUUUGUUCUCUGAUGUACAGGUUGCUCUGAUAAUAAUAUAAAUUCUAAAAAUUUAAAAUAUAAAUUUGGACAUUUAUCAUAAUAAGUCACAUUCUUGAAUGUAGGUACAAAAUAUUCCUGGAGCAAUUAAAAAUCAUUAACUAAACCUUAACUUUAAUUGUGCUUUUAUGUUCAGAUAUACAUUUUCUUUUCUAUAAUUAAGCAAGCAUAAAAGAAAUAUGAAGACAAACAAACAUAUAUAAGUUAAAUUUCAGCUAAUGAUUUGUAAUUGCUCCAAGAACAAUUUGUAUCUACAUUUAAAAAUGUAACAAUUAAUGUCCAGAGGUAGAUACCUCAGUCAGCAAGAGAAGAUAUUCUAAAAACAUUAGAAAAAAUAUUAGAAAAUAUGCGAAAUAAAUAUGUAUUAAACAGUUUUGGUUAUGUAAAAUAUUUUCAGAAUAUCGUUGAAGUUUAUCUCAGAGAAACUUUGACUGUCUUUUGGUUUACUUAGGCAAUUCGAUUCAUUCUCUGUUUACUCCCCAAAUUAAAUGUUAAUUGUAUGAUUGAUAAAAUCUGUGAAACCCUAUCAGACUGCUUACAAAUUUCAUUUGUUAAUAAAAGAUUUAUUUCAUGGAUUUAUUUUAUAUAACUUAAUUGUCAGUUAAUUGUCAAUAAGUUAAUAGUUAUGAAUGUUUUUUCUAGAAUUAAAUUGGUAUUGAGGAAGAUAUAGAGUUAAAUUUUUCUUAUCUUGUUUCAGAUCUCAAAUAUUUCAUGUGAAAAAGUCUCAUGAGAACACCCAAGAUAGGUGAAAAUCAAUGUAAUUUUAUAAGUGAGCUUCAUUAGGCAUUUCCUAAUCUUACUGAACUUCUGCUUCCUCCUGCAUUUAUUAAAAGUAUUUCAUAAAACUUGA